GAACAAAGAAAUCUCAGAAGUUAUCAAAAGUUUGGAGAAACCUAUCGGUUGCUGCAAGAGGCAGAGUAGAUGCGCAUAUGUUUCACCCAGCGCCGCGUUCUCUCUUAUCUUUCAGGAUAAUAACCAUUCUUUCUCUUUUUUUUUACCAGUCGUUCGGUUCAUCUUUCUCGAACUCCGGUUUGUUUCAUUGUUCAAAUAUAGGCACGGUUCCGUUGGGUUACUUGUUUCUAUGAAAGAGUUGCCCGCAAAAUAGGCUAUAUUCUUGUUUUAUUUUUUUUUAGAAUAAAUGUAUGGAUGUUUUCCAGCUGAAUUGCUCGGAAAAUCAGAGUGCGCUUUCCUUAAGUACUUUUCUUAUGGUGGCAUCGUUUCCCCGAAGUGGUUUGAUAGCCUACUCCUUCGGAUUUUUUGUAUUUAUUGGAGGCUAAUAGGCCUACUUAAUUAGAAGAAUAUGCCUAUCAUUUGAUCACUUGUGUUUACCGUUUUUUGAUAUGAUUGCGAGAUGCAUGCAGUUUUUAAAGAGAAGUCGAGCUGGCUGCGCAAUUGGACCGCUAAUUUUGACACCUCUGCUGCCGAGUAACCAUGUCAUUAUGUGGCUAAUCAACUAGACAAAAAGGUGUGCUAUUCUCAGAAGGGGCUAAGAAUCUGUGAGAGGGUGAUUCCAUAAGCCUUGGGUGUUUGGUCAUAUGAGGGUACACUCUGCCUAGGUGAAUCCUACUUCUUCCACCCAGAGGAGGCCAGUCGAAUGAAGAGCAUGCUGCCCCAAAAGAGUCCUGUCACCACAAUGGUCUACAGCUCAGACUGUGUGAAGACUGAACACAGCAAUGGCGGCUCAGUGGGUGGCACCGUGAUGAGAGGCUCCCGUUCGAAGGCGGAGCUGCAGGACUUGAUGGAGACUCUGCAGCGCAGGAAGAGUGCUCUGGAGGCUAGCCUCAGGGCCAGCGCAGAAUCUACCCGCACCUACCUUAGCCUGCCUCCUCCCAGCCCUGUGUCUCCCACAGCCCACGGGAGCGCCAUGCGCCCCCUCUCCUCCAGGGGCCUCCCCUACAUGACCAGCAGCAGCAUGCCCCCCUCUCCUCGCCAGGGCGAGCGUCCUCUCAGCCCCAACCCGCCAUACACACGCUCACGCCACCAAUCACAGGACAGCCUGCUUCUCGCUAACUCCUCUGAUGGUCGCCGCCCCCCUGUAGCCAGUUCUCUGCUGUCCAUGUGGAAUGGUUCCUCUUCCUAUGGGGAGCCUGCCCCCCGUCCACCUCGGGGCCACAGCGGGGCGGCCAGCAUGCCCUCCAGCCCUCGUCUUGGCCGCAGGCUAUACGCCCAGGGUCGGAACGUGGACAAUGCUAUGGACCCUGCACCACGUCAGAGGAAGUACUCUACAGGGUCACUCAAUGGCCUGGGCUCUACCCACAGUCGCUCUCUACCCCGCCUCCACCGGUCGGCUGACUCCCCGGCUCUGUCCCUGCCACCACGCCGAUCCAUGGGCUCCCACCGAGGGGAGAAGGUUUCUGUGUCCUUCUCCUCUAAGUCGAGGCGCAACCUGUUUUCUCUGGAGCGGCCGCCAGACGUGACUGUGCCAGCCACAGCCAGUGUACCGGGUACUCCCCGCCGGGCUAGCCUGGCCUCUCUGGGCUGUGAGCUGGAGGGAGGGGGCCUGCAGGGCUCCUCACCCUGCCUGGACCUAGGCCUGGGGGAGAGGAUGCUGUCCUUUGGGAAGGGAGGACUGGGGCCGGGAUCGAGGAGGGGCAGCAUCAGCUCUCUGAAUGGGAAGGAGGAGCUGAGAGACUACCACAUGCACCAGAGAGACGAGAGGCUCAGAGAACAGGAGGUGCAGAGACUGGAGCGCCAGCGGCUGGAGACCAUCCUGAGCCUGUGUACUGAGCUGGGCCGUGUGGAGCGGGACCAGAGAGGCUUGGCCGUCUCCGACCUGCAGAAGAUCAACAAGGAGCUGGAGAAGUUGCAGGUGUCUGAUGAUGAGUCGGUGUUCUCCGACUCCCCUGGCAGCGUCAGCGGCACUGCCCCGGAGAACGGCUUUGGCACCAGAGCCGAGGGAUACCAGUUGGCAGAGGAGCGGCAGGUCCGCGAGCGCCAUCGCAGCGGGCACAGGGAUGCCAGCAGGGCCCAGUCACCUGCUCUCAGCCUGCGCAGCAGUGCCCCCUCACCCUCCCCUCACCAUAGAGCCAAGCAGCAGGCUGCGGAGGAUGUGCAUCUGAAACAGGAAGUGAGCCGUAUUGAGGAGGAGAGGAUCCAGGUUCUGAACAACGUAGAGGAGGUGGAGCAGAAGAUCAAAGACCUGGACAACCAGAUGGAGGAGUCCAUCAGAGAGAUGGAGGUGGAGCGGGCUCUGCUGGAGGGUGAGCAGGUCUCUGAGAUGGCCCUGCUACAGAGGGAGAAGGAGGUACUGGACCAACUCAAUGAGAAGAUUGGCAGCACUGACAAGACUGCCCUCGCAGAGAAGUCCCAGUGUAUGUGUAUGCAUAUGUGCGUGCCUUUGUGUCUGUGCGUAUGUGCCUAUGCAUUUGUGGGUGUGUGUGUGUCCAUGACUAUGCAGGAGAAAGCCUUGCUCGAUGCUGAGAGGGUAAAAGUAGAGAGGCUGUCAGAGCUUGUCUCUGAGCAGAAGACCCAGCUGGACAACUGUCCCGAGGCGCUCAAGGAGCAGCUUCAGCAGCAGCUCUCCAGGGAUGUGGAGGUACUGGAGGCUGAGAGGAAGUGGUUUGAAGACCUGGAGUUCCAGCAGCUGGAGAGAGAGAGUCGUCAGGACGAGGAGAAGGAGGGUCGGAACCAUCAUGUACUCCGAGAGGUAGCAGAUUACCAGCGUAGUACUGUCACACGCAAGGAGAGACUCCUGACCCUGAAGAAGCAGUCCACACAGAUUACCCAGCAGUCUCAGCGAGAGAAGGACAACUUUCUGAAAGAGAAGAACAACCUGCUCCUCAUGCUUCAGAGGGAGAGGGAGAACCUGGCCUCGCUGGAGAGGAAGUAUGCUGAAGUGACUGGAGGGCAGGCCUUCCCUAACAACCCUGUUGCCAUGAAAGAGCACUUCCGCUCUCUGGAGGAGAGGAGGCGGGGCAGUAAGGAGAACUCUCACCUCAGUGACAAUCUCCGUAAGAGGAGCCAGCAGCCCCUCAGUCACUACAGCAACUCCACACUGGGCCGCAGCCUGUCCUCUAAGUCCCACGUGCCCCUGUCCCAGAGCUCCAGCUGUGGUAGUGCCAUCCCCCGGGGCCUCUCUGUCUCUCCCCGAGAUCUGGAAUCUCAACGCCUGCUCAAGGCAGGCCACAGCCACCUGUACGCGAGUGAGGACCGACAGAGACUGGUUGACCUGUGUAGCAGGACCGUCUCAGAGUCCAACGUCUUCCUGGACUCCUUCCACUACGCAGACAACGGCCAUGCCUUCGACACGCUCAGCGUGGACAGCUCUGACAGCAUGGAGACCAGCAUCUCUGCCUGCUCCCCAGACAACAUCUCCAGUGCCAGCACAUGCAACGUAGCGAAGAUUGAAGAGAUGGAACGUUUGUUACGAGAGGCCCAGGCUGAUAAGAAUCGUCUCCUUGAGCACAGGGAGCGUGAGAUGGAGUUGCGCAGGCAGGCCCUGGAGGAGGAGCGGCGGAGGAGGGAGGACCUGGAGAAGAGACUGCAGGAGGAGACCAGCAGGAGGCAGAAGAUGAUCGAGAGGGAGGUGAAGCUACGUGAGAAACAGAGGGCACAGGCCCGGCCGAUGACACGCUACCUCCCUCAGAGGAAGGAUGACUUUGACCUCCAUGGUCACAUCGAGGCAGCUGGACACAACCCAGACAACUGCUACCACCUGGCCAUCACUGACAAAACCUGCAGAGGGUUCCUGGUCAAGAUGGGUGGCAAGAUCAAGACCUGGAAGAAACGCUGGUUUGUCUUCGACCGGAACCGCAGGACCCUGGUCUACUACGCAGACAAACACGAGGCCAAGAUGAAAGGGGUCAUCUACUUCCAAGCCAUAGAAGAGGUUUACUAUGAUCAUUUAAAGAAUGCACACAAGAGCCCGAACCCAUCGCUGACGUUCAGCGUGAAGACCCAUGACAGGGUGUACUACAUGGUGUCUCCCUCCCCUGAGGCCAUGCGCAUCUGGAUGGACGUCAUCGUCACCGGGGCUGAAGGAUACAUGCAUUUCAUGGUCUGACAAAUCAACAGGAAAUAUCCUCUCCUCCAGUUCCAUCGCUGCCUCAAAGACAAAGCAAUGUGACUGGUCAGGAUUGAGAAUCUGUGACCCAAGCACAAUACCCUCCUGGUUUUUUACUUUACAGCCACUUUCAAUUCAGUCUCACUUCAGUGAGCCCACCUCUCUCCUCCUCUGGGACUGAUGUGAUGGUAAUCUGAUACUUCAGUUUGGCAAUGAAUUACUUCCUCUGGGGGAUUAGGUGUCCAGUGUUGCUUGUUCAUUUGGAAAGGACAAUCUAGGAAGAUUCGAAUACUUAUCGUUUUGUGUGUGAGAAGCCUUUUGGCACAAUCACAUGGUUUACCCUCAUGAUAUUUUGAGACCGUUAAUGACCCUGAGUCGCUGUCUAGGGUGUUUUAUGCAGCCGGAUAGGCUAACAGUGUACUAGAGGUUACUGUCUCGUCCUUUCCAUCAUCCAAGUUGAGCCGGCUGUUGAUUGGUCAACCAAAGCUCUCCAUCUGUUUUCCUUCCAGCUGGACAGUCCCCCCUCGUGCCAAACCUUCCGGGGGACUGUCUAGCAUCUGCACAGACUGAGAGGACAACAGCACCCUCCAUUGGAGAACCCAAGGUGAUGCACAUAACUGAUAUGCGUCUUUUGUACCUUACUGUUGAGAAGGAACGUGGGGUCGACAGGGGAAAUCCUAAAACGCCGGAGACUUGAAGGGUUUGAAAAGUACCUCUCUCAUCACUAUGUACCAAAGACAUACUUAUUUGUAUUUGUAUGUACAUCAUGUAAAUGGAACCUAAAGGCUCUGCAAAUGAAUACUUUCAGGGUGUGGGAGGCGUUGACAAUCUGUGUGCAUGUAUAUACAUUUAGUGUGUGCCACAGCUAAAUAAGUUGGCAAAAACAUUCCAGGGCACUUAAAAUACUGGUUCAAACUAAAUGUCUUAAUCGAACAUUGUAUAUUGUGCCUUUUAUGUAAGUCCAUCUUAUGACAGGUUGUGUAAUAUCAGGCUAUCAGUGGGCUGGGUGCAGCUCCCUACCCAAUGAAUGGGCUCAUUAAUUUUGGGAAAGCUUUAGAAGGCCUUGCAUUGCUCCUAUUGUAAAGCACCAUGUGAUGUUGGAUGUCAUUGAUGUCCUUAGCGUUGGCCUGUUUUUAGUUAUUACACAGUCGCUGUAAGACCUGUGUAGCGCUAUAAUAGUUAUUGCUUUUAAAAUGACUUUUUGGGGGGGUGGGUCACAAGUAAUGGAACAUGUAUUUAUAUUGGUUUAAUUGUAUCUGCUCUUCUUUUUUGUUUGUUGACAAAUGUAUAAAUAUAUGUUCAACUAAAGAGCAAAGCAAUCUCCAGUGUUCUGGAAUGAUUUAUAUUGAAGUCAAAAUGGAAAGAAAAAUGUGAUUCUACUUAUUUGACCCAGUUAUCUUAGCUGAUGUAUUUUGAAUUACUGUGAUCAAAAAUGUAUUAUUCUUUUUAAGACCCAAUGACACUGAAAUGGCUCCCUCGGUCACGGUGAGCUCAUAGGUAGCAAGUAGUUGCAUGGUCAAUGAGGUUACUGGGAGAGUGCACACGAGACCAAAGGGUGUUGAGGUGACGGUUGAUUAGCUCAUAGGGAAUUUUUCACCGUGUUCUGAAGGGGACUGACUAGUUCCUUUGGAUAAAAGCAUCUGCUAAAUGGCAUUUAUUAUUAUUAUUAUUAUUAUUAUUAUUACUUGUGACCAGUUGACAUGUCAAGCAGGAACCCUCAAGCUCGGCCUGUGUGACUACACAGUAUGGGCACACUUCCAAGUAUUUUCCAUAUGUGUACCAAGGAAACGAUCACUUUUAUGCAUUUAAAAUAUAUAUACAUUUGAUAUUUUUAUAUGAACAGUGGUAAUUCAGAUGUUAUUUUUAAUCCUGCAUGUUUUUUUUUUUAUACAAAUGUAAGAAUAAAUCAUAUGUUUACUAA
Oncorhynchus keta (chum salmon) is the source of this 6071-nucleotide messenger RNA. RefSeq names its product pleckstrin homology-like domain, family B, member 2a (gene phldb2a). The transcript has 17 exons. Gene Ontology annotation, cellular component: basal cortex. The coding region runs from base 743 to 4150 and encodes 1135 amino acids. NCBI's taxonomy places the organism in Eukaryota, Metazoa, Chordata, Actinopteri, Salmoniformes, Salmonidae. The record is from RefSeq and is a predicted model, not a curated record. Gene Ontology annotation, biological process: regulation of microtubule cytoskeleton organization.